ACCAAAUUCCCCGCCAUGUAUCCCCCCUUCCUCCUCCUCCUGCUCACCGUCGCCGGCGCCGGCGCCGCCACGCCGCCGAAUGCGUACCCGUGCGCGUCGGCAGCGGCCAACUCGUACCCCUUCUGCAACGCCUCGCUCUCGUUCCCCGCCCGCGCGCGCGCCCUCGUCUCGCUCCUCACACUCGACGAGAAGAUAGCGCAGCUCUCCAACACGGCGGCGGGGGCUCCGCGCCUCGGCGUGCCGCCCUACCAGUGGUGGUCCGAGUCCCUGCACGGCCUCGCGGACAACGGGCCGGGGGUCAACUUCUCCUCGGGCCCCGUCGCCCGGGCCACCAUGUUCCCCCAGGUCAUCCUCUCCGCCGCCUCCUUCAACCGCUCGCUGUGGCGCGCCGUGGCCGAGGCCGUCGCGGUGGAGGCGCGCGCCAUGCACAACGCCGGCCAGGCCGGGCUCACCUACUGGGCGCCCAACAUCAACGUGUUCCGCGACCCUCGCUGGGGCCGCGGCCAGGAGACGCCCGGUGAGGACCCGGCCGUCAUCGCCGCCUACUCCGUCGAGUACGUCAAGGGGUUCCAGGGCGAGUACGGCGACGCCAAGGAAGGCAGGAUGAUGCUCUCCGCCUGCUGCAAGCACUACGUCGCCUACGAUUUGGAGAAAUGGGAGACCUUCACGCGGUACACCUUCAAUGCCAAGGUAAAUGCACAAGAUUUCGAGGACACAUACGAGCCUCCUUUCAAGAGCUGCAUCCAGGAGGGGCGUGCAAGUUGCUUGAUGUGUUCAUACAACCAGGUGAAUGGUGUGCCAGCAUGCGCGCGCAAAGAUCUACUGCAGAAGAUUAGGAAUGAAUGGGGAUUUCAAGGGUAUAUCGUAUCUGACUGUGACGCUGUGGGGAUUAUUCGCGAAUACCAGUCAUACACAACUUCAGAUGAAGAUUCAGUAGCGAUUGUUCUUAAGGCUGGAAUGGAUAUCAACUGUGGAUCUUUCCUGGUUCUGCGUACGAAGUCGGCACUUGAGACAGGAAAGAUACAAGAAGAAGAUAUCAACCGUGCUCUUUUUAAUCUGUUUUCUGUUCAGUUACGUCUUGGGCUUUUUGAUAAAGCCAGUGGAAAUCAGUGGUUCACUCAACUAGGCCCCAGCAAUAUUUGCACUAAGGAGCACAGGGAGCUCGCAACAGAAGCUGUUAGGCAGGGUACUGUCUUGUUGAAGAAUGAUAACAACCUUUUGCCUCUCAAGAGAAGUGAAGUUAGUCAUAUUGCUAUCAUUGGACCAGCAGCAGCUGAUUCAUACUUAAUGGGUGGAGAUUACACAGGUGUUCCCUGUGACCCUAUCACCUUUCUUAAAGGCAUGAAAGCCUUUGUUCCGCAAACAACCGUCGCUGCUGGAUGUAAGGAUGUAUCUUGUAACUCAACAGAGGGAUUUGGCGAAGCCAUUGAAGCAGCUAGGAGAGCUGAUAUUGUUGUUGUGAUUGCUGGGUUGAACCUGACUCAGGAAACUGAAGAUCUUGAUAGAGUGAGCCUUCUCCUUCCAGGCAAGCAGAUGGACCUCGUAAAUAGCGUUGCUAGUGUAACAAAGAAGCCCAUUGUGUUGGUUAUCACGGGUGGUGGUCCUGUUGAUGUUUCUUUUGCAAAGCACGAUGAAAGAAUUGCAAGCAUCCUGUGGAUCGGAUAUCCAGGGGAAGUUGGCGGACAAGUUCUCCCAGAAAUUCUCUUUGGAGAGUACAACCCAGGAGGAAAAUUGCCUAUCACAUGGUACCCUGAAUCCUUCACCACUGUUCCAAUGACUGAUAUGAACAUGAGGGCCGACCCUUCACGCGGUUACCCUGGAAGAACAUACCGGUUUUACACGGGAGAUGUGGUUUAUGGUUUUGGGUAUGGAUUGAGUUACUCAAAGUACUCAUACAACAUCGUAGGGGCUCCCAGGACAAUUAGCCUGUCACGUUCAUCAUCCCCAAGCCUCAUCAGUAGGAAGCCCGCAUACACAAGGAGGGAUGGGCUAGACUACGUCCAGGUUGAAGACAUCGCGUCAUGUGAAUCCCUAACAUUUUCUGUCCACAUAUCGGUUUCCAACGAUGGCGCCAUGGAUGGGAGCCAUGCUUUGCUACUCUUUGCGAGAUCAAAGUCUAUCGCUCCAGGCUUCCCACUGAAACAGUUGGUUGCCUUUGAGCGCGUCUACACAGCCGCUGGCAGAUCAACCAGUGUGGAGAUCAUGGUAGAUCCCUGCAAGCUUAUGAGCGCAGCCAACACUGAAGGCAGAAGGGUGCUGCUCCUGGGAUCCCACCAUCUGAUGGUAGGGGAUGAAGAGCAUGAGUUUGUCAUCGAAGCAUGACAAGCUAGUGGUACAUGCUACUACACCAAUACACCAUGUACUACACCACACAUGUCAUUAUAGCUGUCAGAUUUGGAAUAGUCGGAUUGACACCUGUACAACUGUUCAAAAUUGUUGUAAAGAUUCAUUGGGUGCAUCGUGUACGGUUGAACUGAUUGCAGUAAAACUGCAAGCAAUAAAUUUCAGUGUAGUUCUGUCU
Lolium rigidum is the source of this 2521-nucleotide messenger RNA. Its product is annotated as probable beta-D-xylosidase 6. Lineage: Eukaryota; Viridiplantae; Streptophyta; Magnoliopsida; Poales; Poaceae. Gene Ontology annotation, biological process: xylan catabolic process; arabinan catabolic process. Gene Ontology annotation, molecular function: alpha-L-arabinofuranosidase activity; xylan 1,4-beta-xylosidase activity. The record is from RefSeq and is a predicted model, not a curated record. Bases 16 to 2322 code for a protein of 768 amino acids. Gene Ontology annotation, cellular component: plant-type cell wall. The transcript is spliced from 6 exons.